This is a messenger RNA of Oncorhynchus keta (chum salmon), 3143 nucleotides long. RefSeq names its product kinesin family member 13A (gene kif13a). The record is from RefSeq and is a predicted model, not a curated record. The transcript has 22 exons. Gene Ontology annotation, molecular function: cell adhesion molecule binding; ATP binding; microtubule binding. NCBI's taxonomy places the organism in Eukaryota, Metazoa, Chordata, Actinopteri, Salmoniformes, Salmonidae. Gene Ontology annotation, cellular component: adherens junction. The annotation marks the transcript as partial. Gene Ontology annotation, biological process: regulation of protein localization; microtubule-based movement.
CUGCAUUUCACAUUUCACAAUAUUUCGGAACCCCAUAAAGCGCGUGCACUGAUACAGUUUCCGACUUUUCCCGAUCCCCCACGCUGGGUUUCCCAAUAUUGGCCAGUUCGGUUCGUGUUAUGAGAAAUCCUUUUUUUGUUGCAUAGCCUUAAGGCACCGCAUGAUCUCCAGCAGCCAGAGAGAGAGAGACAAUCGUGUGAACUGCUCCCACUUGAAGAUGGCGGUUGUGAUGCUGUCUGGGACUGGAGCACAGUGCUGGAUCUGCAUUGGACGCUAACUUCAUGGAUAUAAAGACAAUGUUCAGUUUUUAUUUCUCUGUCUUCUGGACUGGACUCUUUUGGGAUUGUGUUAUUAGGGCAUAGGCACACUUUCAACACGGGCUGAAAGUGGACUGGUCUUUUCGGGGGACGGGGAGAGCCAGACGGAUAGCCAUAGCUUGCUAGCUAACACAUUGAUGGUAGUCCAGGCUGGGAGGAAAGUGGAUGAAAAUGUCGGAUACCAAGGUAAAAGUUGCAGUCAGAGUCCGACCCAUGAACCGGAGAGAAACGGAACUGCAUACGAAAUGUGUGGUGGAUAUGGAGGAUAACCAAACUGUUCUGCAUCCACCGCCUUCCAACAAUAAAGGAGAAAACAGCAGGAAACAAUCCAAGGUGUUUGCCUUUGACCACUGUUUCUGGUCCAUGGAUGAGUCCAACAUGCCCAAGUAUGCUGGUCAAGAGGUGGUGUUCCAGUGCCUUGGUGAGGGAAUCCUGGAAAACGCCUUUCAAGGAUACAAUGCCUGCAUUUUCGCCUACGGACAAACAGGGUCAGGGAAGUCCUUCUCCAUGAUGGGGAAUAAGAAGGCUCCAGGGCUGAUCCCCAGGCUGUGCUGCUCCCUGUUUGAGAGGAUCGGCCGGGAGGACAGCCAGGUUCUCUCCUUCAAGGUGGAGGUCUCCUACAUGGAGAUAUACAACGAGAAGGUCCGUGACCUGCUGGACCCUAAAGGGAGUCGUCAGUCUCUGAAGGUCAGAGAGCACAAGGUUCUGGGUCCGUAUGUGGACGGUCUGUCACAACUGGCGGUCACCAACUUUGAGGACAUUGAGGUGUUGAUGUCGGAGGGGAAUAAGUCGAGGACGGUAGCGGCCACCAAUAUGAAUGAGGAGAGCAGUCGUUCCCACGCCGUUUUCAGCAUCAUCGUCACACAGACACUCUACGACCUGAAGUCUGGGAACUCAGGGGAGAAGGUGAGCAAGAUGAGCCUGGUGGAUCUGGCUGGUAGUGAGCGUGUAUCUAAAACUGGAGCUGCAGGGGAGAGGCUGAAGGAGGGCAGCAACAUCAACAGGUCUCUUACCACACUGGGCUGUGUGAUCUCUGCGCUGGCGGACCAGUCUGCGGGGAAGGGGGGGAAGAAUAAGUUUGUUCCUUACAGAGACUCUGUCCUCACCUGGCUUCUCAAGGUCUGUACUAACACACACCUCCUACGCACGGAUCUCAUUGAGCUCCGGGAGGAAGUGGAGAAACUCAGAGUACAGCUCUCUCAGGCUGAGUCUCUAAAGGCUCCAGAGCUGAAGGAGAGGCUUCAGGAGUCAGAGAAGCUGAUCCAGGAGAUGACCGUUACCUGGGAGCAGAAACUACGCAACACAGAGGAGAUUGCUACGGAGCGUCAGCAGCAGUUAGAGAGUAUGGGGAUCUCCCUGGAGACGUCUGGGAUCAAAGUUGGAGAUGACAAGUGCUUCCUGGUCAACCUGAAUGCAGACCCCGCCCUCAAUGAGCUGCUGGUCUACUACCUAAAGGAACACACGCGUGUGGGUGCAGACACCUCUCAGGACAUCCAGCUCUUUGGGAUUGGUAUCCAGUCAGAACACUGUGUGUUGGAGAUCAGCCCAGAUGGGGGGGAGGUCACCCUCACCCCUAUAGAGAAUGCCAGAACCUGUGUGAAUGGAACCAUGACUGAGUCCUUGGUCCACCUGUGGCAUGGAGACCGCAUAUUGUGGGGCAACAACCACUUCUUCAGGAUAAACCUGCCUGGGAGGAAGCGGCGUGAGCGUCUGAAGGAGCUGGAGAGGGAACGGGCGUCCCCCAGGGAGAGCUAUGUAGAGGUAGACGUAGAGACAGACAGCGAGGCCUCCUCAGAACAGGACUACAGCUAUGAGUUCGCCCAGACGGAGGUCAUGAUGAAGACCCUGGGAAACAACGAUCCCAUGCAGAAUGUGGUCCAGGUUUUAGAGAAGCAGUACCUGGAGGAGAAACGCACAGCGCUGGAGGAACAGAGGAUGAUGUAUGAGAGAGAGCUGGAGUCACUACGGCAACAGCUGUCUCCUGAGAGGACCAAUCAGCAUCAGCGAUCCAGCAGCGAUCGCCUCACCUUCCCCACGCACACACCAUCACACCACAGCAAGAUACGCCCCUGGACUGAGGAGAGGGACGAGCUGUUUCGUCAGAGUCUGUCCAGGCUGAGGGAGCAGGUUGUCAAGGCCAACACCCUGGUGAGAGAGGCCAACUUCCUGGCAACGGAGAUGAACAAACUGACUGACUACCAGGUCACCCUCCAGAUCCCUGCAGCUAACCUCAGUGCCAACCGCAAGCGUGGAGCCAUAGUGAGUGAACCAGCCAUCCUGGUGAGGUGGAAAGGGAAGGGGACACAGGUCUGGACCAUCGACAAGCUGGACAACAAACUAGUGGACAUGAGAGACCACUACAGAGACUGGAAGGAGGGAGCUGAGGACACGCAUACCAAGCUGAACAACCACAAGCAGCACAGUGAGUCCUUCUAUGAAGCUCAGGAGAACCACAACCUGAUAGGAGUGGCCAACGUCUUUCUGGAGUGUCUGUUCCACGAUAUCAGACUACAGUACGCUGUUCCUAUCAUCAGCCAGCAGGGGGAGGUAGCCGGCAGGCUCCACGUAGAGCUGAUGCGUGUCAGCGGGGCGGUGCCGGACCGGCUGGAGGGGGGAGAUGACUCGUCAGAGAACUCCAGUGAGAGCAGCAUCUACGAUGUGAUGGACACUCAGGGAGAGAUGGUCCACAUGGCCAGGAAACUCACCUGCAGGGUACGUCUCAUACACUACUACUGUCUGUCUGGUCCUGGAGGGUUCCUGCUGUCUCCUGCCAUUGUGCCUUUGGGCAAGGCACCUAACCCUCUGACUGCUCAACGGGCUCCAUCG